AUGGGUUGUGCUACCAUAAAGAGCGAACUGAUGAAGUUAUUCCCUGUGCCUGAGUUCAACGAUCAAGCUCCAAGAAUGCUUCGAAAGGAUAGUGAGGCCUUAGGAAACACAUUGGUUACCUUUACCAACAAAAAUAACAACAGCUUACAGAUAAAUUCUUGGCUUGACAUGAGAAGCUUGUGCAUGGGAGUUGGGCAUUCAUGA
Prunus armeniaca (apricot) is the source of this 204-nucleotide messenger RNA. NCBI's taxonomy places the organism in Eukaryota, Viridiplantae, Streptophyta, Magnoliopsida, Rosales, Rosaceae. The record is from the annotation of a GenBank genome assembly.